Molecule: messenger RNA, 888 nt
Organism: Acaulospora colombiana
Lineage: Eukaryota; Fungi; Glomeromycota; Glomeromycetes; Diversisporales; Acaulosporaceae
Source: the annotation of a GenBank genome assembly
AUGAUAUCCUUAACCGAUUCAAGUUAUGCAGAUCUAAUGAUUGCUAAAUUUGAUGUCGAAAAGACUCUUGCUUUUUGGACACCAGAAAGAAUAAAAAGCGCCAAACCAUUAACACCCAAAGACAUUGGAUUUAGGAAUAAAACAAGUAGGGUUAAAAAUUCAAAAGUUAAAAGGGACGAUUAUCCAUCACUUAAAGAACCUUUUGACAAUCCUGAUAAUCAACGGAAUUAUCCCGUUGGACUUUUAUCAAUAACUGACCCUGAUACUGGGGCUUUAACAACUUGUACUGCCAGUGUAUUCAAUACUGAUAAUGGAAAUAUUGGAAUAACCGCAGGGCAUUGUAUUUUUAAUAAUAACGGUCGACAAUAUGAGAAUUUAAUGUUUAGUCCUGGGUUUGACAUCGGAGCUCCUGGUCCACUUGGAUCUCUUGCUGUAGAUAUUGCUGCAGCACCAGCCGAAUAUAAUGAUGAUCCUGUUGCUUACGAUUAUGGAAUGUUUAGAGUUAAUUUUGAUAAUGGUGGCAAUAGAUUACAAGAUCUUACGGGAGCUAAUGGUUGGUUAUUAAAUCCAACUCAGGAUAAUCUUAUAACAACUGUAUUUGGUUAUCCACAAAGCGGUGAUAUGCCAAAUUGUCCAAACGAUGGAUUACACCUCUGUGUUAUUGUAGGAAAUGUAGUAGUAAGUGAUGAUGAAUCUGUCAUGCCUAACGUGGACUUAGGAGCUGGUUCAAGCGGUGCUCCUUGGAUAAUUAACUAUAAUGCCGACAGGAAUUUAGGUUAUAUGUAUGGUAACGAAGCAUUUUAUAAUGUCGAAGAUAACCAAAGUGAAUCACCUCGUUAUGAUCCCGAAACUUUCAAUGAUUUAGUGGAAUAUGUUUCAGAUAAUUAA